Stegastes partitus (bicolor damselfish) is the source of this 1322-nucleotide messenger RNA. It is a transcript of the gene cldn10e, whose product is annotated as claudin 10e. Bases 1 to 1008 code for a protein of 335 amino acids. Gene Ontology annotation, molecular function: structural molecule activity. Gene Ontology annotation, cellular component: membrane; bicellular tight junction. The record is from RefSeq and is a predicted model, not a curated record. NCBI's taxonomy places the organism in Eukaryota, Metazoa, Chordata, Actinopteri, Pomacentridae. The transcript is spliced from 5 exons.
AUGAAGAUCCGAGUGGUCCAGAUCUGGGGCUUCCUCAUGACGGUGCUGGGCUGGAUCUUCGUGGCCUGCACCAUGGCCAUGGAGGGCUGGAAGAUCACCUCCAUCGGGGGCAUGGGGGGCUCGUCCAUCAUCAAGGUGGCCUGGUACUGGUCCAGCCUGUGGAGGUCCUGCUUCACCGACUCCACCGCGGUCACCAACUGCUACGAUUACCCCGUGCUCUGGUCUGUGGAGGGUCACAUCCAGAUCGUCCGAGGCCUGCUGAUGGCCUCUCUGUCGCUGGGCAUGCUGGGGUUCGUCCUCAGCCUGAUGGGCAUGGAGUGCACCUUCCUCGGGGGAAAAGACCGCUCCAAGUACAAGAAGAUCUACGUCGGCGGAUGGUGCCACGUCAUCAGCGGUUUGCUGGCCUGCUCUGGGUACGCCGUUUACGCACAGUACGUCUCCGUAGAAUACUUCAACCCGGACUUUGAUGGACUUCAGUACGACCUGGGCACCCCGAUCUUCCUCGGCUGGGUGGGCGCCUGCUUUCACGCGACCGGCGGCUUCUUCUACCUGUGGUCGGUGUGCGUGCCGCUCUGUGGAGGACAGGCCACGAUAAUCAACGUCCAAGCUCUGCCAGACCCGGAGCAGACCAAGUCCACCACAGCUCUGUCAUCAGUGUCCAAGAUCACCUCCAAGACCAAACUGUCCUCCGUUUCCGAGCUGUCGUCCAGGUCUGAGCGCUCAGACGUGUCCACCAUCUCCUCCAGAUCAGGACGCACAUCCAAAUCUGGCCGCACGGCCAAGUCAGGAAGGUCGUCCAAGACGGGGCGAAGCACGAGGUCUGGGGGGUCAGCGGGGUCAGGAUCAAGAUCGGGAUCGGGAUCUGGGUCGGUGUCGGAGAUCUCGUCAAGAUCCAGCCUGUCGACUCUGUCUGGGUCGAGGAGCAGCAGCAGCAGCCGGACGGUGUCGUCGCUGUCGGGCAGCUCGGCGAGUGAGACGACGCCGUUCAUCAAAAACUCUUUUAUCUGAACCACGUGAGACAUCAGCUGAUGGACUCAUAAGAACGGGUGUGAUGAACGUUCUGUUUAACUUUUAUAUACGUGGUGGAAGCACAUCCAGGAGAAUGUUCUGUGAUAAUUAAACUGAUAAAUCUGUGGUUAUGAGAAUAUUUUGUGUAAAGUUUCUGCUGCCCACAUUCAACCAUCACGUCUUCUGACAGAGCUGUCGCCUUUUGUAAGCUUUCAGACAACAAAUAAAACUCUGCCGGGCCGAUCAGGUCUGGUUGACAGUAAACACUCUGCUCUGCUGUUAUUCAACCCUCCACCCAAACACACAAGAAGCAG